Messenger RNA from Ricinus communis (castor bean), 642 nucleotides. RefSeq lists its product as uncharacterized. Gene Ontology annotation, cellular component: mitochondrial inner membrane. Bases 131 to 403 code for a protein of 90 amino acids. The transcript is spliced from 3 exons. Gene Ontology annotation, biological process: mitochondrial respiratory chain complex IV assembly. The record is from RefSeq and is a predicted model, not a curated record. Lineage: Eukaryota; Viridiplantae; Streptophyta; Magnoliopsida; Malpighiales; Euphorbiaceae.
CUUCUUUUCUUCAUCACCCUUUAUUUUCUUUCUUCCUUCUAUAAAUGCUCGUCUAUUCCCUUUCUUGUCACUCCCAUUCGUUCAUUCAUUCAGUUUGCUGCAGAACAAGAAAGAAAUUUAAAACAAGAAGAUGGAGGCAAUUCAAUCUUGGGUUUCAAAUCACAAGCUUGCCAGCAUUGGAGCAUUUUGGGCAACAGCAGUUGGUGGAUCAUUUGCUUAUUCACGUUCGAGAACUCCUCUUAAGCCAAGUCUCAGGCUCAUCCAUGCUAGGAUGCAUGCACAAGCUUUAACAUUGGCAGUCCUGUCUGGUGCAGCAAUCUACCAUUACUAUGAGAAGCAAGGAGAGAAUGCUGAUGCUGUUUCUUCUUCUUCUUCUUCUCCUGGAUUUACAAAUUCUGCUUAGUUAAUAUGAACUGUUCUGGUUUUAUGAUCAAUCUAUUAGGAGGACUUUUCUCUAAAUUCUAUAUGUCAGUAUGCAUGGAAGUUCCCUGUUAUAUUGGGGGUUUAAUUUACUAGAAGUACUCUCAGUAUUCCUUAUUGGACUAGAGAGAGAGAGAGAGAGUACUUAAAUUCAAGUUGAAAUUAAUGCUGUAAUGUAGAUACAUCAAUCUAUUAUAAAAUGAUCAGCUUAUAUUUGGAUCA